Cygnus olor (mute swan) is the source of this 2104-nucleotide messenger RNA. RefSeq names its product 5-hydroxytryptamine receptor 3A-like. Bases 1 to 1236 code for a protein of 411 amino acids. Gene Ontology annotation, cellular component: synapse; neuron projection; membrane. The transcript is spliced from 9 exons. Gene Ontology annotation, molecular function: transmembrane signaling receptor activity; extracellular ligand-gated monoatomic ion channel activity; neurotransmitter receptor activity. Gene Ontology annotation, biological process: signal transduction; chemical synaptic transmission; monoatomic ion transmembrane transport. The record is from RefSeq and is a predicted model, not a curated record. Lineage: Eukaryota; Metazoa; Chordata; Aves; Anseriformes; Anatidae.
AUGCAGCGAGCUUUUAUAGCUAUCCUCACCCUUUCUCUUGGGACAGCAGGGGCUGCUCCCAGGUACAUCUGCACGUACUACGAUGUCAUCGAGCACCUGAACAUCACCUCCCACAGCAAGCUGCACGCGCACAUACUGCCAAAGACGAACUGGAAGGAGCCUCUGGAAGUGAACAUGGAUUUUAUGCUGAUAGCUAUUCUCUCUGUGGCUGAAAAGCUGCAGACAGUCACUUUUUAUUUCGUGUUGAGUUUGGAGUGGAGGAACGCCUUUGUGACUUGGGACCCGCAGGAUUUCUGCAACAUCUCCAAAAUUGUUCUGCCAAUGGAUUCCUAUUGGUCGCCCCCCAUCUUCAUUUUAGAACGGGUGAACGAACAGAAGUCGGACUUGGAGUACGUGGUUGUCACGCACAAUGGCACCUUCAACACAAGCCACCCCUUCCAGGUUACCUUAACAUGCAGCCUGAUGAUCCUCAAGUUCCCCUUCGACACCCAGACGUGCAACAUAAGUAUAGCUUCAUUUCUCUACCCAGUAACAGACCUUGUCAUGAAAAUCAAACGGACACCAGCUGAGAUGAUGAAAAACAGCCAGAGUUACUUCAUAACUGAUGGAGAAUGGAAGUUCACCAACCUGAGCAUCAGUGAAUACAGGGAAGGGUUGGAUGAUGAAGAAUAUCCAGUGAUCGUCUACAAGAUUUCCAUGGAGAGACGACCUACUCUGUAUAUUCUGAACCUGAUCCUGCCAACGUGCGCACUGUACCUGCUCGAUAUGGCUGUGUUGUUUGGACCCAGCUCUCUCGAGGAGAAAAUCAGCUUCCAGAUUUCCAUCAUCCUGGGCAGCUCCAUGUUAGCCGUGAUUCUCAACAACAUGCUUCCUACUUCCUCCAACGAACCACCCAUAAUAGUGAUAUUCUUCUUAGGCACCUUCCUGUUAAUGAUCAUGGCUGUGUUAGACACCUUCUUCCUGCUGCAUCAGCAGCACAAAUCCCUACGCUUAGACAAGGCUCUCGGAAGCAUCCAGCAAGGUAGUCACACCAAGCUGGCAACGACAGACGCCAACAACCAGGCCAUGAAACACCUUGCCAAGAAGACCCAGGAAAAGGGGCAGCAAGCCAAGCCCCGCUGGAAACCACAGGAGCAGGACCCAGUUCUACCAGUUCUGGAGAAGGUGCUUCUCUACAGUCACUUAUUCUUGUCAUUCUUUUUUUUUGCUGUUAUCUCUAUAAAAUGGAGCAGCUAGGGACCAGCUCAUUCAGUCUCAAUGUUACGCUCAUUCAGUCUCAAUUUUAUUGUUUCUCAUCUCUCUGCUGUCUCGUUUUUUUCUCCUGCUUGGUUCAUAGAACUGCAAAUGUUUCACUUGCCUAAAUUAAAAAACAAACCAGGGCAUAAGAUCUGCAUGGUACCCGCUUUGUAUCCUAGUUCAGUAAAACUACGUAUGUUCUUGCAGUGCUCUGUGGGCUAGCAAAGUACUUGUACAAAACAGUAGUGGAAUCAGGGGAUUGUACCUUCCUUCCAUCUGACAGUAAUUCUUACCACAACCACGUGCCCCUCACAAUAGGAAAAGGGAAUUAACGUCCUUUUUUGUCAUGGAGAUGUUUCCAUUCUGAGGAACGGUGGUUAAGAGUUCCACCUUAGGUAAUUAAAUAAAUCAAUGCAAGUACGAAGUCUUUGUUGUAUUGUUUUUGUGAUUACUGAGGUCUGCAUCAUUCAGAAAUCCGAGACAGAGAACAGUAGGAUAACCAGGACUAACGGGGUGAUACUUGGGAAGUUUUUCAAUAUCAAACUUCUGAACCUAUUCUCAUUUACAAACCUUCAACUCCUACUGCAAUUGACUGCACCUAAACCACCACAACUAGAAAACAGCCCCAGACCACUGCCCAUAAAACUGAGGGAUACCUCCCACUGCAUCAUAGAUCACUGCUAAAUACAACUCCUUUCGUGGUGCUGGAGUGUAAGUCCAUCUCCUGAGCAAGAACUCCUCCGCAAAGGCUACAAACAAGCAGAAGCUCGAUACUGAACUACAUUCCCAGCACUACGUGGUUACAACGGGGAAUGGAUGGCUUGCUUGUCUUACAGAUGCUGCACUAGGAAUCGGUUUUAUCGUCAGG